Messenger RNA from Mauremys reevesii (Reeves's turtle), 2122 nucleotides. It is a transcript of the gene CCDC86, whose product is annotated as coiled-coil domain containing 86. Bases 36 to 656 code for a protein of 206 amino acids. Gene Ontology annotation, cellular component: nucleolus. The record is from RefSeq and is a predicted model, not a curated record. NCBI's taxonomy places the organism in Eukaryota, Metazoa, Chordata, Testudines, Geoemydidae. The transcript is spliced from 4 exons.
GGGCGCGGCGGGAGGCUGCAGCUGGACACGUGGGGAUGGAGCCGGCUCCAGGCGCCAGGCGGCUGCGGAGGAGCCGGAGGCUGCAGGCGCAGGGGAUAGAGCCGGCGCUCGAGCGACCCCAGGAGGAGCCCAGGGCUCCGCCGCUCAGCCCCGAGGACGGGCAAGCGGGUACCCCCGGGGAGCCCGGCCGCGGCGAGACCCUGGGGGUGGCCCCGGCCCCGGCCCCUGCCCUGCAGCGGCGGAAUCCGGCCAAGAAGGGCAAGGAGGCGCCGGCGAUUCCCAAGGGGAAGCCUAAAUCCGGGCGGGUGUGGAAGGAUCCCGGCAAGAAGCGGUUUUCUCAUAUGAUUCAGGACAAGCCGCUCCGCACCUCCUGGGAGCGAAAGAUGAAAGAGCGCCAGGAGAAGAAAAUAGUCAAGGAUUUUGCCCGGCAUCUUCAGGAAGAAAAACAGAGGGAGCGUGAGGAGAAGAAACAGCGCCGGGAAGAGAACUUGAAACGACGCCUGGAGAACGAGCGGAAGGCGGAGAUCGUACAAGUGAUCCGGAAUCCGCUCAAAUUGAAGCGUGCCAAGAAGAAGCAGCUGCGCCGGAUUGAGAAGCGGGAUACGCUGGCACUAUUGCAGAAACGCCAGGUGCAGCGCAAAGAGGCCAAGGAGUGAGGCUACAGCGGGGAAGGGUAAUAAAGCCUCAGGGCAGCUGAUUCUCUGGGGUCCAUCUGUCCUGACACUGCUUUCCCUGCUAUCCUGCCCACCGCCUCCUUAUGCCUUCACUGGGGACUCCCCAUCACCUCUCCUCCCUGCUGUGGGCUGAUCAACUGCACUGAGUACACGCUGCUGGCUCACACGCAAGAGCAGGAGGUUAUACAAACCCACAGUCUGCACGGCUGCUCUUAAAUGGAAACCUGCAUUGUCUUCUCUUGCACCAGCGAGGCAGGAUGCUGCAGUCCACGGCGCCGGGAGGUGUCAUAAGCCCCGAUGGGACAGGGAUGAGAUGUCCUCAUAUUGCCUGACUUGGGGCAAAUAAACCAAAGACUGAGCCAAUGUGUGAACUGGAGCCCCUGGUGUUAAGGGCCUGAAUCCUCUUAAUCAGCGCACGCUCACUUGCUUGUGUAGCUGGUGGGAGCAGGGCUGGAGCAGGGAGCUGCUUCUGGUGUCUGUCUUGGCCUGUGCCUCAAUAAUUUGAUCUUCUGUUAGGAGGAACCACAUGGAAAAAGAUUUGGGUUUGUAAGGACCUGGGUUGUGGGCUGGGUGCUGUGUCUGUUGCUGUCUUAUGUUUUUAAUGGGCUGUCACCUUGGUCUGCGGUAAAGGACAGAAGUCCCAGCUGCCUAGAAUAGGCCAAGCUUCUCUCCCAUCAAUCUGCUUCUUCCCCAGGUUUGAGGUGGGUGUUCGUCCUUCUUGCCUUGGCCUUUCUGCUGAGACUGACAACAGGAGGGUGGGUUUUUAUUUUGCUGGACUCCUGUUGGAAAUCAGCCUGAGGUGACCCACUAACUCGUUGAAGAGGUUCCUGGCAACAGCUAGGAGAGGAUGAUGAGGGUGGAUUGCUUCCAACCAUGUCAGGGCUAUAAUUGAGAAGGGAUUUGUUGAUCCAUGCAGAAAUAUUGCUCUGGCCAAAAAAAUGAAACAGAAAAUACCAGCCAAGUCUGUGUCCUCUUCUCUCCUUUUCAUCCAGAGGAAUGUAAGGCGCAGGGAGUGUCCACAACAAACUGUGGUGGGGCUGACAGGAGGGAGCCAGACACGCUGUCCAGGAGCCAUUCAGCAUGGGGAGAAGGCUUGUGGCCCCAGAAGGAGCAGCGGGUAUCCGUGCGCUGCCCGCACUCACUAGUGCCACCCAUGCAGCUCCCAUUGGUUUCAAUUCCCAGCCAAUGGGAGCCGUGGAGUCAGUGUAGAGGAGCAGGGGCAAUGCGCAGAGCCACCUGCCUGUUCCCACCCCCGCUCCAGGGGCUGCAGAGACAUACCAGCUGCUUCCAGGAGCGACGUGGGGCCAGAGCAGGCAGGGAGCCUGCCAUAGCCCCGUUGCACUGCCAACCAGGAGCCAUUUGUGGCAAGCGCCUUCUGGCCAGAGCCUAUACCUCACACCCCCUCCUGCACCCCAAACCCCAGUCCAGAGUCUGCACCCCAAGGUCCU